Molecule: messenger RNA, 2330 nt
Organism: Aspergillus welwitschiae
Lineage: Eukaryota; Fungi; Ascomycota; Eurotiomycetes; Eurotiales; Aspergillaceae
Product: MFS transporter
Exons: 3
Coding region: 487-2319 (610 amino acids)
Biological process (GO): transmembrane transport
Molecular function (GO): transmembrane transporter activity
Source: RefSeq, a predicted model, not a curated record
GCCUCCCUGUGAUUAUCUUUGAUCACCGUUGGGGUUCCUCACCACUCAAAGUUUGCGUCAUUGGAUUCCCUUGCAGUUACACAGUCUAGCCGUUUCUCGGGAACAGAAGCACGGGAAAUAAAAUCCCAAAAGAUUAAAAGGAUUUGCAGCAUCGAUUGACGACAAGGGGGUUAGAAAUGUUGAACCCCCUUUAACAAACCGAGUCCUCUUGUCUUCAGUCCAGCGAUCUUAUCAUCAUAAUAUUCCCUCCCUUCGGUUACAGCGGAGAUUCCAGCCGAAGACACAUUCCCCGAAAUCAUUGGCCAUUGGCCUCGCAUAUUGUCUUGCUCUAUAUUAUUGCAAGAGACGCAAGCCGAUAUCGCCAUCCGUGUUUGAUCUCGAAGACCUCACGCGAACAAUAACAACAACAAAAACAACAACAACAAUCCCCGAUAAUUCUUCAUUCUGUUGAGAGUGAACCAAGUGGGUGACCGCUCAAUCAACAUCAUGUUCAAACGACCGUCAUGUUUACAAGGCCGGCGGCAUGGUGAGGGCAACGGUGAUUGGACCGCCUUCCCUGUCCGCCAGCUCUUUGUGCUAGCACUAUGCCGCAUCUGCGAACCAAUCGCAUUCAUGUCCAUAUUCCCCUAUGUUUACCAGAUGGUCGAAUCAUUCCAUGUGACGGAUAACGACCGCAAGAUCGCCUUGUAUGCCGGGAUGAUUACAUCGGCCUUCACCUUUGCAGAGUUCUCCGCAGGCAUGUUCUGGGGCCGGAUGAGUGACAAGAUUGGCAGAAAGCCUGUCCUCAUCAUGGGCUUAAUUGGGACUGCCAUCAGUAUGGUCGUUUUUGGGUUCGCUCCCAACUUGCCAACUGCCAUGAUCGCCCGGGCACUGGGAGGCCUUCUGAACGGCAACAUUGGCGUGCUUCAAACUACCGUUGCAGAGAUUGUCACUGUUAAGGAGCACCAACCCCGGGCCUAUUCCAUCAUGCCGUUCGUCUGGUGCCUUGGGUCGAUCAUCGGGCCCGCUAUGGGUGGUGCGUUGGCACAACCAUGCGACAAUUAUCCCGGAUUAUUUCAGCGUGACACCAUCUUCGAUCGCUUUCCCUUUCUGCUGCCCAACCUGGUCUGCGUUGUCGUCUUAGUGUCCGGAAUCGUUGUUGGCCUGUUGUUCCUGGAGGAGACCCAUCCGGAGAAGAAGCACCGCCGCGAUCCCGGCCUGGCGUUGGGCAAUUGGCUCGUUGCGAAAGUCUGGGGUUCUCCCGAACCUAUUCCCGAGCCCACGGACGCCAAAGCGGGAUUGGCCGGAGAGGAGGAGGAGGAGGAGUACUACGACUACGAGGAUGUCCCUCCGCCAGAGUACAGGAGCACGGAAAGUUCGCCUCGUCUGGGCCCGAUGAAGGAAUCGGACAACCUGUCUGCAGAUGACGACAUUGAGGGGCAGAUGAAGGGCGAGCCGUGCGCAACUCCCAAGGCAUUCACCAAACAAGUCAUCUUCAACAUCAUUGCCUAUGGCAUUCUUGCAUACCACAGUGUUUCCUUCGACCAACUCAUGCCCGUCUUCUUGAGCACUCCCAAGUCCGACGACGAUGUCGUGCUCCCCUUCAAGUUCACUGGUGGCUUGGGACUUGCUACGAGUAAAAUCGGGUUCAUGCUGGCGGUUCAAGGCGUUUAUUCCAUGAUCGCGCAGCUGUGGCUGUUUCCGUUUGUUGUUCGUCACUUUGGAACACUGAGAGUUUUCCGCUUCGUGUUGCUUGUUUGGCCCCCUCUCUACCUCAUGGUCCCUUACCUUAUUCUCCUGCCCGAACAGCUGCAAACCGCCGCGGCCUACGUCGCUUUGAUCAGCAAAAUCACGCUGCACGUCAUCGCAUUCCCUGCUACCGCUAUUCUCCUCGCCAACGCUGCUCCGUCUUCCAGAGUCCUCGGUUCCAUCAACGGCGCGGCCGCCUCGACAGCUAGCUUGAGCCGCGCUUUCGGCCCAACGGUUACUGGCUUGCUUCAUUCCAAGGGUCUCGAAAGUGGAUACUCCGUGCUAGCCUGGUGGGCUUGUGGAAUAGUAUGCAUCCUUGGCGCCAUCGAGAGCUUUUGGAUGGAGGAAUCGGAGCGAGACAAGGACGUGGAGAAGAAGGCCGAAUGCGAUGGCCCAACUUCGAACCGCGACUCGCUGCGGGGUUCCUUCACUGCAGGCAAGGAAGAUGGCUCUCCCGAGGAAGUGCGGAGACUGCUUUCUUCGGCGCGCACCAGCGUCGAUGACAUGGACAUUCCCAACGUGGACUCAAUGCAAGCCAACCUGAACGUCACUUCCGAGCCCGAGCCCGACAAGUCCAAGUUCAGCCGAUAGACCUGUUCUAC